AUGAAGAGAAAACCAACCUCUCAACCCACAAAACAGUCUUCCUCCUCUUCUGAAGAUAAAAACAAAAAGUCCAAACAAAAAGACAAUGAAUUAGUAAUAUCCAAAGGAGAUCCUUCCGAUUUUGAUGAAGAUGAAGCAAACGAAGACAUUGAAGAUGUGGAUGAACAACAAUUUGAACCUUCCGAAGAGGAUGAACAAGACAUCAUGGAAGAAGAGGAUGUUUUAAAUAGCACACAGCUCUCACAAAACAUAUCUUUGGAAGAUAUGAAGAAGACUUGUUCUCUUGCUUUCCAACAAAUGGAUGCAGAUUAUACUCUCGGAGAACAAAAACCAGGUUAUCCUGGACCUACCAAUGGAAAUGUUCCAAUUGUUCGUUUAUAUGGUGUGACUGAAGAAGGUUAUUCUGUCACUUGCCAUGUACGAGGCUAUACUCCAUACUUUUAUAUUGAUCAACCUGAUAAUUUCAAUCCAGAUCAAACACAAAACUUUGCCAAGUUUUUGAACACAAUCAUGGGUGAAAGAAAUAUUCAAAAAGGAAAAGCAGACAAGUACAUUGUAAAUGUAAGCAUUGAAAGAAAGAAGAGUCUGAUGCAUUACUCGUUUGGAAGUUCGAGAAAUUUCUUGAGAAUUGAGACAAGCAUUCCUCCAAUUGUUCCUCAUGUAAGAGAAGCACUUGAGAAAGGUAUUCAUAUUCCUGGUCUUGGAUUUAAGAAAUUCCAAACUUAUGAAAGUAAUGUUUUGUUCGUUUUGCGUUGCAUGAUUGAUUCGAAUAUGGUUGGUGCUAACUGGGUUGAACUACCAGCAGGUUCCUAUAAAUUAAGAAAUGAUAAUGAAAAAGUAAGCCAUUCUCAAAUUGAAGUGGAUGUAUCCUAUGAAGAUUUACUCAGUCACUUACCAACAGAGCCAGGAUGGCAUAAAAUUGCACCUGUUAGAAUUCUCUCUUUCGAUAUUGAAUGUAAGGGUAAAGAUGGACACUUUCCUCAAGCUGAAUCAGAUCCUGUAAUUGUCAUUGCCAAUUAUGUGACCGUUCAAGGAAGAUCAGAACCUCUCAUUAAGAAUGUCAUGUGUCUUGGAGAUGUCGCUCCAAUAGUUGGUGUGGAAAUUCACUCUUACAAAAACGAAAAGGACAUGCUAGAAGCUUGGAGAAACUUUAUGAUCUGUGUUGAUCCUGAUAUUAUUACGGGAUACAACAUUAUCAACUUUGACUUGCCAUAUCUCAUUAACAGAGCCAAAGCACUCAAAGUAGGCACCUUCCCAUUCUUGGGUAGAAUCGCGAACAAGAGAUCUCAAAUGAAGAAUAGUACCUUCUCUUCAAGAGCUUACGGUACAAGAGAAAGUAAGGACAUUAAUAUUGAAGGUAGAAUUCAACUUGAUGUGCUACAAGCGAUUCAAAGAGAUCACAAACUUUCUUCUUACAGUUUGAACUCGGUAUCAGCUCAUUUCCUUGGUGACCAGAAAGAAGAAGUGCACCACUCUAUUAUUUCAACCCUCCAUGAAGGUUCUGAUGAAGAUAGAAGAAGGUUGGCAUCCUAUUGUUUGAAAGACGCUGUGUUGCCAAUAAGACUUCUCGACAAGCUCAUGAUUAUCAUCAACUAUAUUGAAAUGGCUCGUGUCACUGGUAUUCCUGUAUCAUUCAUUUUGAAGAGAGGACAACAAAUUAAGGUCAUUUCACAACUUCUCAGAAAAGCCAAAGAGAAAGGAUACAUUAUGCCAACCAUUACAAAAAGUGGCAAGAAGGAAGUUUUGGAUGAAGAAGGAGAAGCAACUGAAGGUGAAACCUAUGAAGGAGGUUUCGUGCUUACUCCAAAGACUGGUUAUUACGACAUUCCAAUUACAACACUUGACUUUGCAUCUUUGUAUCCAUCCAUUAUGAUUGCACAUAACUUGUGCUACACGACAUUAUUGAAAAAAGAAGAUAUUGCUAAACUCUCCGAAGAUCAAUACAUCAAAACUCCUAGUGGAGACUAUUUCAUCAAAAGAGACGUACAGCAAGGAUUAUUGCCUCUGGUUCUUGAAGAACUUUUAGCAGCAAGAAAACAAGCAAGAAAGGAUUUGGAAAACGCAACUGAUCCAACUGAAAAGGCUGUCAUGAAUGGUAGACAACUUGCUCUCAAAGUCAGUGCCAAUUCUGUCUAUGGUUUUACUGGUGCAACUGUUGGUAUGUUGCCAUGCCUUGAAAUUUCUGCCUCUGUUACUGCCUUUGGUAGAGAAAUGAUUCAACACACUAAAACCAUGGUUGAAGAAAUGUACACUGUCAAGAAUGGUUACGAAGCAAAUGCAACUGUUAUUUAUGGUGAUACUGACUCUGUCAUGGUGAAGUUCGGAACGAGAGACAUCAAAAAGGCGAUGGAGCUCGGUCUUCAUGCAUCACAAGAAAUUUCUAAAACCUUUGUUAAGCCAAUCAAACUAGAAUUCGAAAAGGUCUAUUAUCCAUAUUUACUUUUGGCAAAGAAAAGAUAUGCUGGUUUAUUGUGGACGAAAACUGAAAAGUAUGACAAAAUGGAUGCAAAAGGUAUUGUGACUGUGAGAAGAGAUAACUGUGCUUUGGUGAGAAACCUUGUAAAUACUUGCUUGCAUUUGAUUCUAGUCAAGAAGAGUAUUGAGGCAGCUGUGAAUUAUGCCAAAUCUGUUAUUUCUGAUCUAUUAAUGAACAGAAUGGAUAUCAGUAUGCUUGUCAUUACCAAAGCAUUGGUGAAGAAGAGUGACAAGUACAAGGCUAAGCAAACUCACGUUGAAUUGGCAGAAAGAAUGGCAAAAAGAGAUCCAUCGACAGCUCCUCGUGUUGGAGAUCGAAUUCCAUAUGUCAUUGUUAAGGCACACAAAGGAGCAAAAGCAUACGAAAAGAGUGAAGACCCUAUUUGGGUAUUGGAAAACAGUAUUCCUAUUGACGCUCAAUACUAUCUUGAACAUCAAAUCAAGAAACCUCUCGAACAAAUUUUCAGUCCAAUUAUUGACAACACACAAUCAUUAUUUGUUGGAGAGCAUACUCGUGCCAUUUCAAUUCCAACGCCCUCAAAGGGAGGUAUUAUGAAAUUCACACAAAAACAACUCAGAUGUCUCGGUUGCAGGAAUGUACUUGCAAAGAAUGGUGGCUCUACAAUUUGCAAUGAUUGUAAACAAAAAGGAAUUGCUCCCAAGAUUUAUGAGAGCGCCAUUAAUAAGCGAAAUCACUAUGAAGAUAUUUACAGCCGAGUUUGGACAUACUGUCAGCGAUGUCAAGGAAGCUUGCAUGCUGAUGUUUUGUGUACCAACAGAGAUUGUCCUGUAUUCUACAUGAGAAAGAAGGUUCAAAAAGAAUUGGCAGACUGUCAAGAUGUUCUGAAUCGAUUUGAUGAAGAGGUUAUUUAUGAUUUUUAA
This is a messenger RNA of Naegleria lovaniensis, 3357 nucleotides long. RefSeq lists its product as uncharacterized. Lineage: Eukaryota; Heterolobosea; Eutetramitea; Acrasida; Naegleriidae. The transcript is spliced from 2 exons. The coding region runs from base 1 to 3357 and encodes 1118 amino acids. Gene Ontology annotation, biological process: nucleotide-excision repair, DNA gap filling; base-excision repair, gap-filling; DNA replication proofreading. Gene Ontology annotation, molecular function: DNA binding; DNA-directed DNA polymerase activity; 3'-5'-DNA exonuclease activity. Gene Ontology annotation, cellular component: delta DNA polymerase complex. The record is from RefSeq and is a predicted model, not a curated record.